This is a messenger RNA of Lycium barbarum (goji berry), 1745 nucleotides long. RefSeq names its product protein NRT1/ PTR FAMILY 2.7-like. The record is from RefSeq and is a predicted model, not a curated record. Gene Ontology annotation, molecular function: transmembrane transporter activity. Gene Ontology annotation, cellular component: plasma membrane. Gene Ontology annotation, biological process: transmembrane transport; oligopeptide transport. The transcript is spliced from 4 exons. Bases 1 to 1692 code for a protein of 563 amino acids. Lineage: Eukaryota; Viridiplantae; Streptophyta; Magnoliopsida; Solanales; Solanaceae.
AUGGAAAAUUCAGCAAGUCAUGUUGAUGAAGUAGAAAUGCAGUCCUCUUCUGGUCGAAAAAAUGGUGGCUGGAUAACAUUCCCCUUUACUAUAGCAACCAUGGCGGGCUUAUCGCUUGCGGCUGGAGGAUGGAUGAGCAACCUGAUUGUUUUUCUGAUAAAUGAGUACAACAUGAAGAGCAUUGCAGCUGCUAAAGUUUUCAAUUUGGUCAAUGGCUUGACAACCAUUUUCCCCAUUGUUGGUGGGAUCAUUGCUGACUCUUAUCUUGGCUGUUUUUCUGUCAUUUGGAUUUCUUCACUUAUCUCUGCUCUGGGCAUAUUGCUUUUAUCAUUGACAGCAGUAAUUAAUGCAUUAAGACCUCUAGCAUGUGGUGAUGGAUCCAAUUUUUGCACAAGCCCCUCAACAAACCAAUAUGUAUUUUUGUACGUGGCUUUGGCACUGGCAUCUAUAGGGGUUGGAGGUACUCGUUUUACGAUUGCACCCAUGGGAGCUUAUCAAUUUGAUAAGCCAAAACAUCAGGCAAUGUUCUUUGAUUGGUACAUAUUCAUCUUUUACUUGUGCUGGGCUUUAAGCACCGCGUUCAUCGUCUAUGUGGAGGACAACGUCAGUUGGGCAUGGGGCUAUGGUAUAUCUUUGGCUUGUAACGUACUUGGCUUGGCAAUUUUCCUUGCUGGCAAGCGCUUCUAUCGCCAUGUUAAGGAACAAGGAGGCAGCCCUUUCGUCAACUUAGCACGUGUCAUAGUCGCCGCCAUUCAGAAAUGGAGAGUCCCUCUUUCAGAACAAACUCAACACUACUACCAUGAUGCAAGUGACAAAACCACACUAACAACUUCUCCAAUUCCUACCAAAUUCUUCAAGUUCAUGAAUAGUGCAGCUUUUAUUACUGAGGGAGACACCAAACCAGACGGCUCAAUUAAUAACCCCUGGAGAUUAUGCACAGUGCAGCAAGUAGAAGAUUUUAAAAGUUUGAUCAAGCUUUUCCCUCUAUGGGCUAGUGGUUUGCUAAUAUCCACUCAAUUGGUCAUGCAAUUGAGCUUGUUAACACUUCAGGCUCUCAAAAUGGAUCGCCAUAUGGGACCUCAUUUCGAGAUCCCAGCAGGUUCUAUGUUAGUCUUCAUACUUUUAUUUACUUGUAUAGCCAUAUCCAUCAUUGACAGACUACUAAACCCUUUUCUAGCUAAGUACACACGAUUUUCUCUUACCACUCUUCAGCGCAUUGGAAUAGGCCAUGCACUAACUAUAGCGUGCAUGGCUUGUUCUGCCCUGGUGGAGUCUAGGCGACUGGGGGUCGUUAGAUCACACCAACUCCAAGGCCAAAAGGAUGCCAUCGCCCCAAUGUCCGUUUUCUGGCUACUGCCACAGCUAGCUAUAAAUGGAAUCGGAGAAGGAUUUCAUUUUCCAGGACACAUCGCGUUUUAUUACCAAGAAUUUCCAACAUCCUUGAAGAACACCUCAACUGCGAUGGUUUCGUUGUUUAUUGGUAUUGCGUUCUAUCUGGGGAACGUGUUGAUCAAUCUUGUUCAAAGGCAAUCAGGAUGGUUGCCUGACAAUAUCAAUGAUGGAAGAAUGGACAAUGUCUUCUGGGUCUGUUGUACCCUGGGAUCUGUAAACUUCAUUUAUUUCCUUGUGGUUUCCUCCUUAUACAAGUACAAAAAUAUGGACAGCAAACCAUAUGAUGUGCCCAGUAAAUGAAGUACUACUUGUAGUAUAAUUUAAGAAGCAUGUAUAUCGAUCAUAGCAUGUGA